Dovyalis caffra is the source of this 1245-nucleotide messenger RNA. Lineage: Eukaryota; Viridiplantae; Streptophyta; Magnoliopsida; Malpighiales; Salicaceae. The record is from the annotation of a GenBank genome assembly.
AUGGCCGAAGAAUCUACCCCACCACCAACGGUAGCGCCGCCGCCGCCGCCGCAACCAUCAGUUGAGCAAGCUCCACCUUCUCCAUCCAUAGAGAAAGAUAAAGAAGACUUGCCACCCCCACCGCCACAAGCACCUGCAACAGCGCCAGAACCAGUUGAAGAAGCUGAAUCACCGCCAGUAAAAGAGAAGGAAGAGUUACCAACACAACCAUCACCGCCGGAACAAAAGGAUUCUAGAUCAUCAUCAUUGGCGUCGAUGAUGGAGAAAGAAGAGUCAUUUUCACCACCGCCGCCCGAGGAGAAAACCGAGGUAACUGAAAAAUCAGUUGCUACUAAAGAAGAGGUUAUUGUUGUUGCUGACAGCGGGAAAGAGAAGCAAGUGAAGGAGCAGAAGAUCCCUCAAACUUUAGUUUCUUUCAAGGAAGAGAGUAACGUAGUGGCUGAUCUCUCUGAUAUUGAGAGAAAAGCUUUGGAAGAGCUGAAACAGUUAGUUCAAGAAGCUCUCAACACUCACCAGUUUAGCAGUACUCCAUCAAAAAAAGAAGAAAAACAAAGUGUCAGUGUUAUUCAAGAAACUCCCAAAACUGAAGCACCCCUUUCAGACUCUGAUGUUAGCACUGAGAUUAAACCACCAGCAGAGACUCUAGAAUCUAAAGCUGAAGAAUCACUAGAAGUGACCAAAGAAGAGCAAAAGGUUGCAUCUUCACCAGGGGAAGUCACUAUAUGGGGGAUUCCUCUUUUGAAAGAUGAUAGAAGUGAUGUGGUUCUCUUGAAGUUCUUGAGGGCAAGGGAUUUUAAGGUGAGAGAUGCAUUUGUAAUGAUCAAGAACACAAUUCAAUGGAGGAGGGACUUCAAAAUUGAUCAGCUUCUUGAUGAAGAUCUAGGUGAUGAUUUGGAGAAAGUUGUUUUUAUGCAUGGUUAUGAUAGAGAAGGGCAUCCUGUGUGUUACAAUGUGUAUGGUGAGUUUCAAAAUAAAGAUUUGUAUCAGAAGACAUUCUCUGAUGAAGAGAAAAGAUCGAAGUUUUUGAGGUGGCGGAUUCAGUUUUUGGAGAAGAGUAUCAGGAAGCUUGAUUUUAGUCCUAGUGGUAUUUCUACUAUCUUUCAGGUUAAUGAUCUCAAGAACUCUCCGGGACCUGGAAAGAGAGAGCUUAGGUUGGCUACUAGACAGGCUCUCCUUUCGCUUCAGGACAAUUACCCUGAGUUUGUUGCCAAACAGGUAGAUGUUCAUUACUCCUUGCUUUCUUGA